Indicator indicator is the source of this 732-nucleotide messenger RNA. RefSeq names its product riboflavin-binding protein. The coding region runs from base 16 to 732 and encodes 238 amino acids. Gene Ontology annotation, molecular function: riboflavin binding; signaling receptor activity; riboflavin transmembrane transporter activity. The transcript has 5 exons. The record is from RefSeq and is a predicted model, not a curated record. Lineage: Eukaryota; Metazoa; Chordata; Aves; Piciformes; Indicatoridae. Gene Ontology annotation, cellular component: external side of plasma membrane.
AAGAACUGAACAACAAUGCUGAGAUUUGUUGUCACCCUCCUUGCUGUCAUAACAUCAUCUACCUGCAAAAAAUACGGAUGCCUGGAAGGGGACACCCAUAAACUGAAGCCAAGCCGUGAGCCAAAUAUGCAUGAAUGCACUCUGUACUCUAAAUCUUCCUGUUGCCAUGCAGACUUCACAGAGCAAUUGGCUCAUUCCCCAGUAAUUAAAGUAAACAACAGCUACUGGAACAGAUGUGGGCAGCUCAGUAAAUCCUGUGAAGAUUUUACAAAAAAAAUCGAAUGCUUUUACCAAUGUUCUCCACAUGCUGCUCGCUGGAUCCAUCCCAACUCCACUGCUGCUAUUCAGUUUGUUCCACUGUGUCAAAGCUUCUGUGAUGAUUGGUAUGAAGCCUGCAAAGAUGAUUCCAUAUGUGUUCAUAACUGGCUGACAGACUGGGAAUGGGAUGAAAGUGGAGAAAACCGCUGUAAGAAUAAAUGUAUUCCAUACAGCGAGAUGUAUGCAAAUGGGACUGACAUGUGCCAGAAUAUGUGGGGCGAGUCAUUUAAGGUGAGCGAAUCCUCCUGCCUCUGCUUGCAAAUGAACGAGAUGGACAUGAUGGCGAUCAAGUAUCUCCUCUCUGAAAGCUCAGAAGAAAGCUCCAGCAUCAGCAGCAGUGAGGAGCGUGCCUGCCAAAAGAAACUCUUGAAGUAUGAGAAACUAAAGAAAAAGAAAGGGGAAAAUACAAGAUAA